UUUACCCAACGCAGGGACGGAGAUUACCUGGAACUCCUCUCAGGUAUGGCAAGCGGACGAUGAAAACCUCGUUACUCUGUCACAUCAUUGAAGGACGGCGUGUUUUCCGGCUUCAACUGUCCCUAUUCUCGAGAAAUCAAAUCUGGUCCUGUUUUCAUGGAAGUUCAGCAUUGAUAAUGUAAAAUAUAUCUGAAAGAGAUCAUUUCCCAAGUCAUGUAUAUGCGAACAGAAGCCAUGGCGAGAGGGAAUUUGUUGCCUUGAACUUUGGUUUUUGAAUCCAGAUAGGUUCAUGCGAAACCAUCACCUGGAGCUCCGGGUCCUUGUAAUCUGCAUCCGGAGCAGGAAUUACACCCCUCUUCAAUGGAGACAGGGUAUCCAUCUGCCGCUUUUUCCUGGAUUGAGGCUAGUGUACCGGGCGUCAUGUUCUAUUCAUACUUUUUGUUGACAUACAAUUCAUUGUCAGCCUCUUUAUUUAUGUGUUGUAGACCGGGCAUCCUUUCGCUAGAUUGCAUGGAUGGCGGGACGCUUUCUACUAUUGGAUUUGGCUGAAAUACACAUUAGCUACAGUUUAUACGUUGAUAUAUACCCUUUUAAAUGGCAACAAUGAGGAUGGUUAAAAAGUAUUCUGUAUGAGGCGCAGAUCCAAUUCGGUGGUCGCCCAAAAGGGGAAUUUGGGGUUGAGCCUCAUUAUUUACUCCCGCCGCGACCUCCACAACCAUUCCUCAUGUCAGGAUUGGAACUCAUGCUGUCCUCCAUCUCAGCCUCAGCUAGCCCUUGCCUUGGCUAUUGUCAAGUCGAAGCCUUCAAAUACCACGAUAAAAGAUCAUAUUCUCAAAAUUCGACGGCACAUCCAAAACGGCAAAGCAUAUCAUGCCCCUGAAUUGCCAGAGAAACAUCUAGACAGUAUAACUUUCUGGCGGGAAGCAUAUGAGAUGUCAGAGUCUGCCCAAAGCAAGCUUCUCGACAAAAUAUACGAGUUAGAGCAACGAAAUGCGGCCCUCCUUCUCAAGGGCGGGGAGUCCAAUGCUUCUGAAACCAAUGCGCCUAGGACGAAGAGGAAAAUUAACGGUGAUGGAGAUUCAACAGUACUGAGCCAUGCGCAAAAGAGGGCCAAAACCACGAAGAAUGGAAGACUGAAUACAUCUCGGCCUCAGAGCAAGGACUUUUUGAGUGGUACGGCGGAUGAGCUUGGAUUUUCAGAGAUUUCAACUCCGUUUCUGAGGCAUUUCCAUGCACUCCAAAAGCAGCUACAGAGAAAGAUUAACCACGAAGCUCUUGUGUCUCUUUCCGUGGGCCUAUGUGAAGCGAUUGACAUAACCAUUCGGUCGAGAAUAGGAGACAAACGCACCAGAUCGAAUGUUUCAGUUAAGCAAAAGACAUUGCAGCCACGCGAGCCUGGUUUACAGCAUGUUUUAAAGGGAAUCUGUCCUUCAUAUCCUUUGCUCCUACAGACCUUGAACAAAUUGUCCGAUAGUGACGACGCAGGCUCCGGUAUUGGGGUGCUAACCUACCACAUAAUCCAGCUUUUCCAGAAAACUCUCGGUCAUAUGCAUCAGUAUAUAAUUUCAAAAGGAAAAGAAAGCAUAGCACAAGGAAUACCCGCCGGCAAAAAGGGCAAGCAACGGUCUAAGACGAAAAUGACGAAGACACCGGCUAGCCCAUUGAUCACAUCAGACGAGGAAUUAACUUUAAACCUCUUCAGCCAUUUUCUCGCCAGUAUGAUCCUCUCACUCAAUCCCGUCAAACCGCAAGAGAAUAGUUUACUAGAAGGAUUUUUAUUUUCCAUUCUAGAAAAAGUGGGUAGGACACUGUGCCUUUUCGUGUUCAAAGAAUUAUAUUCCAAUUCCGACCUCCGUUUGAAUCCUGCUAAACUCCCCAUGCCGGGUAACUUCGAUAAAGAGUACCCUGCCAGGGGAGAAAUGGCAAUUGCCCAACGCGCGGCGGAAUGCGAAGCUAGGCAUCUAAUCUGGAUUCUUGAAAGGGCAAUAGCAUUCACAGACCAAUUUGAACGCCCUAGCGAUGUGAUAAAUGGUGAUUUGGUUCUGCCUGAAACAACUCUACCUAAGGGGCCGCCGUCCGAGGGAAUACUGCAGCGCGCAAAAACUAAGUUGCAAAAUACUCUUUUGAAAGGGAUCUUCGGGGAAAACGAGCCCAAAUUUAGGGAUUCCUUGAAAGUGCCGGAGAAGCCGUCUUAUUCUCUACCAGAGGUUUCGUCUGGCCGUUCGUUUGAUUCAGCUGCAACAGACCCUGCUGAGUGGUUUACACAAGAAGUUUGGCGCUUAAUUGGGUGGGACGUGUUGCUUGAUGAGAAGUGAAUGUUGAAGGGAAUGAUGUGGUCCAAGCCCGAUCUGUACUGCCCACGGUCGCCAUGUUUUUGAAAGUUUGAUUCUUUUAUUUUUAUGCAUUGAUUCAGCAACAUUUCUGUUGUGAUUCAGUGAGUUUUUUACAGCUGUAUUAUUUCUACAUUCGCUAUUAUCACAGUUCCUAUCUUGAUAUCUGUGGGAAGACGAAAUGUCAGGAUGCCGAAUGUCCGGCAUUCUGAUUAUGACUGGAAGGACUUUCUGUCAAUUUGACGUGGCAUAUCUAUAUACUUAUCCUAUCUAAUGAUACUCCAAACCAUAUUGCCUACGCAACAAGUUUUACUUUUCCGUACUUCUUGGAACUAUGAUCUUUCUCCUAGCUCUCAAGAUUUAGAAUCUUGACAGCAUUGCCUCCCAAAAUGGCCUUUGCAGUAUCCGACUCAGCUCCGAAAGCGCCAUCGAUAACUCUCUGGUUCAUCACGACACUCAGCCAUUGCUUAUCCUUACCAUCAAGGGGAGGGAAAAAGGGGUGAUCGGUUCCUGAUAUGCCAAAGUCAUGAGAUAUGAACUUUUUUUUACAGAAAAUAACGGCGUAGGACGUAUAUAAUGGUGAAGGGUUUUAAUUUAUGCAACUUACCAAAUAGAACUCGAUCCACAGACCCUGCCCCAUGCACAGCAGCCCUCAGUCCC
Blastomyces gilchristii SLH14081 is the source of this 2990-nucleotide messenger RNA. RefSeq lists its product as uncharacterized. The record is from RefSeq and is a predicted model, not a curated record. NCBI's taxonomy places the organism in Eukaryota, Fungi, Ascomycota, Eurotiomycetes, Onygenales, Ajellomycetaceae. The transcript has 4 exons. The coding region runs from base 630 to 2315 and encodes 561 amino acids.